AUGAAAAAAAAAAUUAAUGUAAAGUAAAAAAGAAAAAUAAAUGAAGUCAAAAGCUCAUAAAUUAAUUAAAAGAGUAUUUAUUAUAUUUACUUUAUAUUUAAUUUUAUAUUAAGAGUUUAACAAUCUAAAAUAAAUAAAUUGCUUUUACUUCAGAUAAAGUGUUAAAUUAAGAUAUUAGCGCAUUUUGAUUAACUAGAGCUUAAAUUUGAUGCACCAACUGCGAAAUUCAAUUGUUACAUUUUAAUAUUGAAAAAAAUGUAUUUAAUUAAUUAUUUGGUUAGAUAAAACAAAUUAUUAAAAAAAUGGGUGGGGGUAGGUCAUGUGUCUUAACUUAGGGUAGGAUCGAUUAUCUGGUUUUUUUAUUAAUUAAAAUUUUAACCGAGGGGGUAAAAAAUUUAAUUAACCUACCCCACCUGA
Tetrahymena thermophila SB210 is the source of this 417-nucleotide messenger RNA. RefSeq lists its product as hypothetical. Lineage: Eukaryota; Ciliophora; Oligohymenophorea; Hymenostomatida; Tetrahymenidae. The transcript has a single exon. The record is from RefSeq and is a predicted model, not a curated record.